AUGGACAUCACUGAGGAUUUCCAAAAGGAAAUCACUUGCUCAAUCUGUUUGGGCUACAUUAAGGAUCUGGUCGUCAUAGGCUGUGGACACACAUUCAGUCGUCCUUGCAUUGACUUUACCUGUAAAAAAGGCAUAAUUUGCCCUGUGUACAGGGAAGUCUUAAAGGUGACAGACAUCACACCCAGUGUUCUUGUGGAGGAGCUAGUGUCCCUGGCCAGACAAUCCAGUCUUGGGAAAUUCCUGAGUGCUGAGGAACACCUGUGUGAGACACAUAAGAAACCAAAGAAGAUCUCUUGUGAAAAGAGAAAGUCACUGUUGUGUUUGCUCUGCUCUAAAACUCAGAAGCAUGAAGCUGACAGACAUUUCUCCAUUCAAAGCACAGUGAAAGAAUACAGGGAGAAGCUCACCCGAGAAAUGACAUCAUUAAGGAGAAAGAUUAAAGAAAAUGAGAGGGAUCUCAGUGAGGAAAGCAAGAAGAAGGAGAGAUGGAUGUAUUACAUUCAUGUCUACGCAAUGAUGAUCCAUAGAGAGUAUAAGAAGUUGCAUCCAGUUCUCCAAGAAAAUGGAACACAGCAGUUGAUACUGCUGAGUCACCAUCGUAGUAUUAUUGAAAAACAAUUCCAGAAAACAGAACGUGCACUGUUAAAAAAACACAAAGAACUACAUAAAAUGUAUGAGGAGCUGCUGAAUAUGUGUGAUAAACCAGAUGUAGAGCUGUUGCAGGAACUGGGAGGUCUGUUGUUCAGGAGCAAGUCCGUGCAGCUGCGCAUGCCUGAGCCGGUAAACCCAGCAUACCGUGCAAUAGCCAUCCCUGGCCUGAUGUCCAGGGUUGGUGUAUAUGUUGAUUUUGACUGUAGCAGUGUGAGUUUUGUUAAUGUGGCCAAAAGUUCCCUUAUAUGGAGAUAUCCAGAUAACUCUUUUAAUUGGCUGGAGGCAGCUGCCGGCAGGGAGCUGACUCCAACUCGAAUUCACUGGCGGCUCACGCCUGGAGGACAGGCCAGGCAUCCGGGAGGAGAACAGCCCCAAUCCUCUGAGAACCGAGUGCCCCCUCCGCCACCCACUCCACCACCGCUGGGAAUGGCCUCCAGGGGCCUCCAGCCUGUGCUAGAUGAGGAAGUGAUCGACCUGUAUGGGGACACUCAGCACAUCCCCCUGUAUCACAUGAGUGGCUUCUAUGGCAAGGGUCCCUAG
This is a messenger RNA of Elephantulus edwardii (Cape elephant shrew), 1191 nucleotides long. Its product is annotated as tripartite motif-containing protein 43-like. The record is from RefSeq and is a predicted model, not a curated record. The coding region runs from base 1 to 1191 and encodes 396 amino acids. Lineage: Eukaryota; Metazoa; Chordata; Mammalia; Macroscelidea; Macroscelididae. Gene Ontology annotation, molecular function: zinc ion binding. The transcript has 8 exons.